Molecule: messenger RNA, 5170 nt
Organism: Neomonachus schauinslandi (Hawaiian monk seal)
Lineage: Eukaryota; Metazoa; Chordata; Mammalia; Carnivora; Phocidae
Gene: MAP3K4
Product: mitogen-activated protein kinase kinase kinase 4
Exons: 26
Coding region: 1-4659 (1552 amino acids)
Biological process (GO): MAPK cascade; protein phosphorylation
Molecular function (GO): ATP binding; protein kinase activity
Source: RefSeq, a predicted model, not a curated record
AUGAGAGAAGCCGCCGCCGCCGCCGAGCUGGUCCCCCCGCCCGCCUUCGCCGUCACCCCCGCCGCCGCCAUGGAGGAGCCGCCGCCGCCGGGACCCGAGCCUGAGCCCGAGCCCGAGCCCGAGCCCGAGCGCUGCCGGGGGGCGAGGCAAGAGCGCACGUUGGGAGAUUCAGCUUGCAAGAAUUCGGAGUCUGAUCCAGAGGACUUUUCAGAUGAAACCAAUACGGAGAACCUUUAUGGCACCUCUCCCCCCAGCACACCUCGGCAGAUGAAACGCAUGUCUGCCAAGCUCCAGAGGAAUAGUGUAGGGAGGCCUGCCAGUCGAUCUGGCUUGAAAGAAAAAAUGAAUGCACCAAACCAGCCUCCCCACAAAGACACUGGGAAAACUGUGGAGAAUGUGGAAGAAUACAGCUAUAAGCAGGAGAAGAAGAUCCGAGCAGCUCUUAGGACAACAGAGCGUGAUCAUAAGAAAAAUGUGCAGUGCUCGUUCAUGUUGGACUCAGUGGGUGGGUCUUUGCCCAAAAAAUCAAUUCCAGAUGUGGAUCUUAAUAAGCCUUACCUCAGUCUUGGCUGCAGCAACGCUAAGCUUCCGGUGUCCGUGCCCAUGCCUAUAGCCAGAACUGCACGCCAGACUUCUAGGACUGACUGUCCAGCAGAUCGCUUAAAGUUUUUUGAGACUUUACGACUUCUGCUAAAGCUUACCUCAGUCUCCAAGAAGAAGGACAGGGAGCAAAGAGGACAGGAAAAUACAUCUGCUUUCUGGUUUAACCGAUCUAAUGAACUGAUCUGGUUAGAGCUACAAGCCUGGCAUGCAGGACGGACCAUUAAUGACCAGGACCUCUUUUUAUAUACAGCCCGUCAAGCCAUCCCAGAUAUUAUCAACGAAAUCCUUACUUUCAAAGUUAAUUAUGGGAGCUUUGCCUUUGUUAGAAAUGGAGCUAGUUUUAAUGGUACUUCAGUAGAAGGGCAGUGCAGAGCCCCUCAUGGAACAAAUAUGGUGGGUUAUUCAGCAUAUCAUGAGCAUCUCCAACGCCAGAGGGUGUCGUUUGAGCAGGUAAAGCGGAUAAUGGAGUUGCUGGAGUACAUAGAAGCACUUUAUCCAUCGUUGCAGGCUCUUCAGAAGGACUAUGAAAAAUAUGCUGCAAAAGACUUCCAGGACAGGGUGCAGGCACUCUGUUUGUGGUUAAACAUCACAAAGGACUUAAAUCAGAAGUUAAGGAUUAUGGGCACUGUUUUGGGCAUCAAGAAUUUAUCAGACAUUGGCUGGCCAGUGUUUGAAAUCCCUUCUCCUCGAUCAUCCAAAGGCAAUGAGCCAGAAGAUGAGGGUGAUGACACAGAAGGGGACUUGAAAGAGCUGGAAAGUAGCGCGGAUGAGAGUGAAGAAGAACAGCUCUCAGGUCCAAGGGCACUGGAACCCACAGAGCCCACUGACAGCAGUUUCAACAUCCAUUCGCAGGAUUGCGUGCCUAAGAAGCUUGAGAGGCUUGAGUCUGAGGACGACCCUGUUGGCUGGGGAGCACCAGACUGCAGUACAGAAGCAGGCUUUAGUAGACAUUGUCUGACUUCUAUUUAUAGACCAUUUGUAGACAAAGCACUGAAGCAAAUGGGGUUAAGAAAGUUAAUUUUAAGACUUCACAAGCUGAUGGACGGUUCCUUGCAGAGGGCACGCGUAGCCCUGGUAAAGAGUGACCGUCCAGUGGAGUUUUCCGAAUUUCCAGACCCCAUGUGGGGUUCCGAUUAUGUGCAGUUAUCCAGGACGCCACCUUCCUCAGAGCAGAAGUGCAGCACUGUGUCGUGGGACGAGCUGAAGUCCAUGGACUUACCCUCCUUCGAGCCUGCCUUCCUGGUGCUCUGUCGAGUCCUUCUGAACGUGAUACAUGAGUGUCUGAAGUUAAGACUGGAACAGAGGCCUGCUGGGGAACCAUCUCUCUUGAGUAUUAAGCAGCUGGUGAGGGAGUGCAAAGAGGUGCUCAAGGGCGGCCUGCUGAUGAAGCAGUACUACCAAUUCAUGCUGCACGAGGUGCUGGACCGCCUGGACAAGACCGACUGCAACAUCGACGCCUUCGAGGAGGACCUGCACAAAAUGCUGAUGGUGUAUUUUGAUUACAUGAGAAGCUGGAUCCAAAUGCUGCAGCAGUUACCUCAAGCAUCCCAUAGUCUAAAAAACCUGUUAGAAGAAGAAUGGAAUUUCACCAAAGAAAUAACCCAUUACAUCCGGGGAGGAGAAGCACAGGCUGGGAAACUUUUCUGUGACAUCGCGGGGAUGCUACUGAAGUCGACUGGAAGUUUUUUAGAGUUCGGCUUGCAGGAGAGCUGUGCAGAGUUCUGGACCAGUGCUGACGACAGCAAUGCCUCAGAUGAAAUCAGGAGAUCUGUUAUAGAGAUUAGUCGAGCACUGAAGGAACUCUUUCAUGAAGCUAGAGAAAGAGCCUCCAAGGCACUUGGAUUUGCUAAAAUGUUGAGAAAGGACCUGGAAAUAGCAGCAGAGUUCAUACUUUCAGCCCCAGUUAGAGACCUUCUGGAUGUUCUGAAAUCAAAACAGUAUGUUAAGGUACAGAUUCCUGGCUUAGAAAACUUGCAAGUGUUUGUUCCAGACACUCUUGCUGCGGAGAAGAGCAUUAUUUUGCAGCUACUCAAUGCAGCCGCGGGAAAGGACUGCUCCAAAGAGUCAGAUGAUGUCCUGAUCGACGCCUAUCUCCUGCUAACCAAGCACAGCGAUCGUGCUCGGGACUCGGAAGAUAGCUGGGCCACGUGGGAGGCACAGCCCGUCAAAAUUGUGCCUCAGGCCGAGACUGUUGAUACCCUGAGAAGCAUGCAGGUGGAUCAUCUUUUACUAGUGGUCAUGCAGUCUGCGCAUCUCACCAGCCAGAGAAAAGCUUUCCAGCAGUCCAUCGAGGGACUCAUGACUCUCCGCCAGGAGCAGACGUCCAGUCAGCCGGUCAUCGCCAGAGCUUUGCAGCAGCUAAAGAAUGAUGCACUAGAGCUUUGCAACAGAAUAAGUGAUGCCAUUGACCGAGUGGACCACAUGUUCACUUCAGAAUUUGAUGCUGAAGUUGAUGAAUCUGAGUCUGUCACGUUACAGCAGUACUACCGAGAAGCAAUGAUUCAGGGCUACAACUUUGGGUUCGAGUAUCAUAAAGAAGUUGUUCGUUUGAUGUCUGGAGAGUUUAGACAGAAGAUAGGAGACAAAUAUAUAAGCUUUGCCCGGAAAUGGAUGAACUAUGUCCUAACUAAAUGUGAGAGUGGUCGAGGUACAAGACCCAGGUGGGCAACCCAAGGUUUUGACUUUCUACAAGCCAUUGAACCUGCCUUCAUUUCAGCUUUGCCAGAAGAUGACUUCUUGAGUCUUCAAGCCUUGAUGAAUGAGUGCAUUGGCCAUGUGAUAGGAAAGCCACACAGUCCUGUUACAGCUAUUCAUCGGAACAGCCCCCGUCCUGUGAAGGUGCCGCGAUGCCACAGUGACCCUCCUAACCCACAUCUAAUCAUCCCGACUCCAGAGGGAUUCAGGGGUUCCAGCGUCCCUGAGAACGACCGGUUGGCUUCCAUAGCCGCCGAGUUACAGUUUCGGUCCCUGAGCCGCCACUCAAGCCCCACAGAGGAGCGCGACGAACCAGCAUAUCCAAAAGGUGAUUCAGGUGGGUCAGCUCGAAGAAGCUGGGAACUUCGGACACUUAUCAGCCAGACGAAGGACAGUGCUUCCAAACAAGGACCCAUAGAAGCUAUCCAGAAGUCAGUCCGCUUGUUUGAAGAAAAGAGGUAUCGAGAAAUGAGGAGAAAGAAUAUCAUUGGUCAAGUGUGUGAUACCCCUAAAUCUUACGAUAACGUUAUGCACGUAGGCUUGAGGAAGGUGACCUUCAAGUGGCAAAGAGGAAACAAAAUUGGGGAGGGGCAGUAUGGGAAGGUCUACACCUGUAUCAGUGUUGACACAGGCGAGUUGAUGGCUAUGAAGGAGAUUCGAUUUCAGCCUAAUGACCAUAAAACUAUCAAGGAAACUGCAGACGAAUUGAAAAUCUUUGAGGGCAUCAAACACCCCAAUCUGGUUCGGUAUUUUGGUGUGGAGCUUCAUAGAGAAGAAAUGUACAUCUUCAUGGAGUACUGUGAUGAGGGGACAUUAGAAGAGGUGUCGAGGCUGGGGCUUCAGGAGCACGUCAUCAGGCUGUAUUCAAAGCAGAUCACGAUCGCAAUCAAUGUCCUCCAUGAGCACGGCAUAGUUCACCGUGACAUCAAAGGUGCCAACAUCUUCCUCACCUCCUCCGGACUCAUCAAGCUGGGCGAUUUCGGAUGCUCAGUAAAGCUUAAGAACAACGCGCAGACCAUGCCGGGCGAAGUGAAUAGCACGCUGGGGACAGCAGCAUACAUGGCUCCUGAGGUCAUCACUCGCGCAAAAGGAGAAGGCCAUGGGCGUGCCGCGGACAUCUGGAGUCUGGGGUGUGUCGUCAUAGAGAUGGUGACAGGCAAGAGACCUUGGCAUGAAUAUGAACACAACUUUCAGAUUAUGUAUAAAGUGGGAAUGGGGCACAAGCCACCGAUCCCUGAAAGAUUAAGCCCGGAAGGAAAGGACUUCCUUUCUCACUGCCUUGAAAGUGAGCCCAGGAUGAGGUGGACGGCCAGCCAGCUCCUCGACCAUUCCUUCGUCAAGGUCUGCACGGAUGAAGAAUGAAGCUCGUCGGUCUGCGGCCUGGUAGUGUGUGUGCUCGGAGAGUUCUCGUAAUCACUACUGUAUGUAAUAUUUACAUAAAGACUGUGCUGAGAAGCAGUAUAAGCCUUUUUAACCUUCCAAGACUGAAGGCUGCACAGGUGACAGGCGUCACUUCUCCUGCUGCUCCUGUUUGUUUGACGUGGCCCGGGGCCCUUCCGAGUGACGGGUCCACGAGGUAAAGACGCUGCAUGUUAAGUGCCAUUACUACUGUCCACGGACCGUCGCUCUGUCACCUGCUUCUCGUGGGACUGAGAACCGUGACGUCAGCGUAGUGUUUUGACCUUCCUGGGUUCAAAAGCAGUUGUAGUGUUAUCAGGUGUCCUGGGCCUUGUUGUGAAACUCUUGUUUGUCGAGUGCACUGACUGUGAAACCUUACCUUUUUGUUGUCGUUGGCAAGCCACAGGUUUGUUAUGCAAAGGCUGAUUAAUGAAAUUUAAGAAAAAGGUUCUUUUUUCAAUAAAUGGUUUAUUUU